AUGAGGCGAAGGGGGCUGCACCACACCCGUUGGUCUGGUGACACGCUGAACCAUCCACAGCAACAGGAUGGCUCUUCAUGUGGAGUCAUUGUGUGCAAACUUGCCGAGUUUAUUUUAAUGAAGCAAAGUCCCGACUUCCGAGUUGAUGCAGAGGGCAUUACAUGCUUGAGAAGGGAUAUUGCCAAUGAGCUCAUCAGGGGAACAGAUGACCUCUCUGAACUGUGCUGCAUGUGUGGAGCAGCAGACACUCAUGGGCUGUGGGUUUUGUUUAUCCUACUCACGCUCGUUCCGAGUUGUCUAUGUUUUACGUCGCUGCUUCCUCUGGACUGUUCGGAGAUCCACUCCCAUGACAGCACCAAGCCCAGUGGGGUGUACACCAUCUUCCCUGGGGGGCCCGUCUCCCCCCUGCAGGUCUACUGUGACAUGGAGACCGAUGGGGGAGGAUGGACGGUGUUCCAGAGAAGACUGGAUGGUUCUGUGAACUUCAACAGACCCUGGGAUCACUACAAGAACGGCUUCGGGAACAAGGAUGGGGAGUAUUGGCUGGGGCUGGACAACAUUGUGCUGCUGACCAUGAGGAAGAGGAAUGAGCUGAGGGUGGACAUGGAGGACUGGGACGGGGGAAAGGUCUACGCUCAGUACACGUCCUUCUCUGUGGACCCAGAGACCUUCGGCUACACACUGCGAGUGGGCAGCUAUGUUGAUGGUGGUGCAGGUGACGAUUUGACGUAUCACAACGGCAUGAAGUUCACCACUUAUGACAAAGACCAGGACCUGCAUGGGGACAAUUGUGCCAAAAUCCUUUUGGGGGCAUUCUGGUAUAAUGCUUGUCACUAUGCCAACCCAAAUGGCCUUUAUGCUGAAGAGUCAAGCUCUCCAUUGUCAAAGAACAUAUUUGUUCAUUGGUGGAAUUGGAAAGGAUAUUCCUACUCCCUCAAGGGAAUUUCCUUAAAGAUGAGACCAGUUUAAAAAACACACUACAGAGGUGACAAUGGCGAGUAUGAUGAUUAUUUUCCUGUCUUUGAUGAAGAUUCAGACAUAUAAAUAAACAUGAAAUAAAAAUAAUACCUCAUUCAUUUUGAUAUGGUUUUUACUAGGGUUGUCAAGCGAUUAAAAAAAUAACUAAUUAAUUACAUACUCUGUGAUUGAUUAAUCAAAAUAAAUCACAUGCAAUUUUUGCU
This is a messenger RNA of Alosa sapidissima (American shad), 1181 nucleotides long. RefSeq names its product microfibril-associated glycoprotein 4-like. The record is from RefSeq and is a predicted model, not a curated record. Gene Ontology annotation, molecular function: cysteine-type peptidase activity. NCBI's taxonomy places the organism in Eukaryota, Metazoa, Chordata, Actinopteri, Clupeiformes, Clupeidae. The transcript is spliced from 7 exons. Bases 1 to 969 code for a protein of 322 amino acids. Gene Ontology annotation, biological process: elastic fiber assembly; proteolysis.